AUGAAGCCCGAUGAGGAGGGCCACGACUACAGUCCCCUAAAGGAGCAUGGCCUAUCCUACAUCAUGGAGAAGGAUACCUUUCUGGCAGGAGCAGUUGUAUCGCCGGGUUCCAUCAAACUCGUUAACGAAUAUCUGACACCACUAUUACCCGUCUCUAAGGGACGAAGCUUUGGUAUGCUCUUCUACUGCCUGGGCCUUAUUUAA
Exophiala bonariae is the source of this 204-nucleotide messenger RNA. RefSeq lists its product as uncharacterized. Lineage: Eukaryota; Fungi; Ascomycota; Eurotiomycetes; Chaetothyriales; Herpotrichiellaceae. The record is from RefSeq and is a predicted model, not a curated record. The transcript has a single exon. The coding region runs from base 1 to 204 and encodes 67 amino acids.